Molecule: messenger RNA, 2846 nt
Organism: Chiloscyllium plagiosum (whitespotted bambooshark)
Lineage: Eukaryota; Metazoa; Chordata; Chondrichthyes; Orectolobiformes; Hemiscylliidae
Source: RefSeq, a predicted model, not a curated record
UCUUUGCCACAGCCUUGGUUGUGUCACAACGAAAUGCCUAGGUAUUGCGCGGUUGCUUGCUGCUCUAAUCGAAGUGGCCAGUUGUCAUCUGAUAAUCAGAAGUUGGGCUUCUACCCGUUUCCACUGCAAAACAAAGAAAGACUUAACAAAUGGAUCAAAAACAUGAAACAUGACAACUGGUUCCCCACAAAGCAUCAAUGCAUAUGUAGUGAACAUUUUACUGCAGAUUCAUUUGAAUGGCGCUGGGGUAUCCGUUAUUUGAAACCACAGGCUGUACCAACUGUUUUCCCAUUUUCAAGUCAUCAGCAGAAGAAGAAACUGUGUUCUCGAUAUAUUCGUAGGAAAAAUAAUUUUCCAAAAGAACAAUCAGAAACAAAUCCCCAAAACUUUGGACCUGCUGCAACAAAUGAAGUAACAACUAAAGAAAGACUAGAAUCAUCAGUUCCUAAUGCAGAGUGUGAUGAGCAGUCCCAAAGGAAUUCAGAACUUAACACUGCAUCUGAGUCACUUGGAAAUCCAGAACAAUCUUUUGACACCACAUUAGCUGAAUCCUUCAUAACAAUAAAAGAGCUCGAAACAAACCAACUGUUCAAUGAUCAGCAACCCUUUGUCACUGAAAACGUUCUACAAGUUGAGCAUUCAUAUUGUAGACAUGGUACUGGCAAGGCCCAGCUCUGGGAAAAGAUUUUCAGAUUACAGAAAAAGAUAAAAAAACUUCAGCAACAAGAACAGAGGACUGCAGCAAAACUUAAAAAAAUGGAACAACUCAUUGAGCAUCUGAGAAAAGAAGAUCUUACUUCUGAAGAAAAAAUGAAGUUUUUGAUUUAUCUAAUGUGUAACCAGCAUCUCCUGUUUUAUUUCAAUAUCGGAAGGCUUCGGGUUUGACUCCUAGUCCAGCCUGAAUAAGUUCAUUUCAAACUGGAUGCUCAUGCAACAUUUGACAAAAGUGAAUCUGGUUCAACAAAGGAAAUAAAACAGAGCUGCUAUACAACAAACAGGUGAAGUACUAAAAGUCAUCCUUGGAAUCUUAAAUCCAUAAGAAAGUAAAUAUGUGAAUUGUAGCAAGGACAGAUGGAGAAAAAUCUACCAUAUUAAAAUAACACUGGUGAUAUAUCCUGUUAUAUCAGGUGAAAUAAAUCAUUUUUUAAAAAUCCACCAAAAAAAACAUUUUUUGAAUGAACAAUCGAACCAAAAAGGCACAUACCUUUAAUAAAUAUGAGUUCUCUGCCCGAGGUUAGGUCCUUAGCUCAUUAUCUACUGAUGCUUCAUACUUUGCUGUUUUCUUGGCAGUUUUUGUCAGUACUGGUUUAUUAUUGCCUUCUACACUCAAUGGCAGGGUGGGGAGAUGGGUCCCAAGAGUACUUCAGCUGGAAUGGGAAUUUAAUCCAUUUUGUUAGUGUCAUUCUGAACUGUACACUAGCCAUCCAAGCUAACCAACCAUUAAUAACAGACAGGGUGUUUCUCUACAGCCUUGCAAUAUCACAUUGUAACCACAAAAGAAUGUAAAGCAAUAUUAUUUGUCAUUUAAAUGAAGUUAGUUGGUAUUUAUUGCAGGUUUAAAGUACAGUGUUUAUUUUUAGACAAGGCAACAGUAUCAAAUACAGAACAACGUACAACAAUAAGUUGUAAACAAAAGUCUUGAAACAGUCUACAGAAAGAAUUCUAUCAAGUGCAGCAGACCAAUAUAUACACACAUAUAAAAUUAUAUACUUACAACAGUGUAAUCUUAAUUGGUACACAGUUAGGAUGGAACCACAGAAAUACUUGACAUGUUUGUAUUUGUGCAUGAAUUAAAAAGAAACAAAAAGGUGACAAAAUAAAUUGUCAAAAAAUUAAUAAUUUAGCAUCAGUAUCAUUUCAUUUUGACAACUUCAAAGUUAUUGCUGUGAGGAUUUGAAUGUUUAUUCAGGUUUUGAUUCAGAAAAGAAACAAUGUUCUGUAAUGAAAAGCUGCCUUUUGUGACACGUACAUUUGAGAAACCUGUUUUUAUCAAAGGUCCCCUGACAACAUCAAUGCCUGAGACAGAUUACAUUCCAUUUUUAUUAUCUGUAUUAUAAUUGUCUAGAUGACUAUACUCAGGAAAGUCCUCAAGGAGAAAUUUAAAUAUUUUUCCACUGAUAUCUUAUAGUUCAGAAGUGUAACUUAGUUGUAACAUUUAUGUCACAUCUGGAAACAGGAAAUCAGAGACGCUGACCUUAAAAUUAUCAAAGUAGACGUGAAAAAUAUAACAUAAGGGGAAAUAAAGUGCAAGGAAUACUUUUCAAUAAAGAUUCUGAACAGCAAUUUUAAUAUCAGGUUCUACUGUUUCUAUCUCUUGCCAAGUACAAAAUAAUGAAACGUUUGAAUUUACAUAUUUUUCAAGGUUUCCUGUGGACAGAUGUUGUAGAAAAACAUUCCAAUUUUUGAUCUUGCACCUUCAAGUUGUACCUUUGUAGCACCUGAGGGCAUUAGGAUUGCAGAAAAACUAACUGGUAAAACUAGUUGGCACCGAAAGCAGUGUAGAUGGAAGCAGAAUAUUACCAAGAAAUUUUAAUACAUUAACUGAAUGAAUAAAACUGAGGCAAAUGGAUUUCAAUGUAGGUAAAUGCAAGUCCUGGAAAUAAUCAAAAAGACAAAUGGAAUUACAACUUUUAUACUCUUAUGGACUAGAAUAGAAGUGAAUAGAAGUCAUGCUUCAGCAAUGCAAAAUCCUGAUUAGCUGAUCCAGAACAUUAUAAGGAGAAUAUUCUAGCACACCUUGGGAAUAGCAUAUUGGUACUGAAAAGAGUGCACCACAGAUUUACGAGAAUGAUACAUGAAGUAGAUAAAUUCUUAACAAACAAUGGGAUGAAAGGUUAGCAAGUGCA